GGUGAAAAUGGAGCAUCACAUUCUCUGAGGUGGGGCUCAGCAGCAUAUGGAACACACUGAUCCUCAUAAUCCUUGUUCUCAGGAAAUAGUAAUGACUUAAUCCCCCAGCUUGUUCCUGCUCCUAUGUGGCCUCUCAGUGAGAUUUACAGACAAGACCCAGAGAAGUGGCGAUCGGAGUGGGAGACAUUCUGACUCAACAGUCUCAGCCCCUCCACGGAAGCAGCCAGUGGGACUCCCAGCCAUGGGUGAGGUGACAGCAGAGGAGGUGGAGAAGUUCUUGGACUCAAAUAUUGGCUUUGCCAAACAGUACUACAAUCUCCGCUACCGGGCCAAGGUCAUCUCAGACCUCCUGGGGGCCAAGGAGGCAGCAGUGGACUUCAGCAACUACCACUCACUGAGCAGCGUGGAGGAGAGUGAAAUCAUCUUUGAUCUCCUGCGGGGCUUCCAGGAGAAUUUACAGGCUGAGAAGUGCACCUUCAACGUCAUGAAGAAACUGUGCUUCCUCCUGCGGGCAGACCGCAUGAGUCUGUUCAUGUACAGGACCCGCAAUGGCACCGCAGAGCUAGCCACCCGGCUCUUCAAUGUCCACAAGGAUGCUGUCCUUGAGGAAUGCCUGGUGAUGCCUGACUCAGAGAUUGUCUUCCCCCUGGACCUAGGCGUCGUGGGCCAUGUUGCACACUCUAAAAAGAUCGCCAAUGUUCUCAACACAGAAGAGGAUGAGCAUUUUUGUGACUUUGUGGAUGACCUCACAGAGUACCAGACCAAAAACAUCUUGGCUUCCCCUAUAAUGAAUGGGAAAGACGUGGUGGCCGUAAUCAUGGCUGUGAAUAAAGUAGAUGGGCCCCACUUUACUAAGGCAGACGAAGAGAUUCUUCUCAAGUACCUCAAUUUUGUAAAUUUAAUCAUGAAGGUUUUCCACCUGAGUUACCUGCACAACUGUGAGACUCGACGUGGCCAGAUACUGCUAUGGUCUGGGAGCAAAGUCUUUGAAGAGCUCACAGACAUCGAGAGACAGUUCCACAAAGCCCUGUACACAGUCCGUGCCUUCCUCAACUGUGACAGAUACUCUGUGGGUCUCUUAGACAUGACCAAGCAGAAGGAAUUUUUUGAUGUGUGGCCAGUUCUAAUGGGUGAGGUUCCACCCUACUCUGGUCCCAGGACUCCAGAUGGAAGGGAAAUUAAUUUUUACAAGGUCAUUGACUACAUCCUGCACGGCAAAGAAGACAUCAAAGUAAUCCCGAAUCCACCUCCUGACCAUUGGGCUUUAGUAAGCGGCCUCCCCACUUAUGUUGCCCAAAAUGGCCUGAUUUGCAAUAUCAUGAAUGCACCCGCAGAGGACUUUUUCGAUUUUCAGAAAGAGCCUCUGGAUGAGUCUGGAUGGAUGAUUAAAAAUGUCCUUUCCAUGCCGAUUGUGAACAAGAAGGAAGAAAUUGUGGGGGUGACCACAUUUUACAACCGUAAAGAUGGGAAGCCCUUUGACGAAAUGGAUGAGACCCUCAUGGAGUCUUUGACUCAGUUCCUGGGCUGGUCUGUCUUAAAUCCAGACACUUAUGAGUCUAUGAACAAACUUGAGAACAGGAAGGAUAUUUUCCAGGACAUUGUAAAAUAUCACGUGAAGUGUGACAAUGAAGAAAUUCAGAAAAUCCUGAAAACCAGAGAGGUGUAUGGGAAGGAACCGUGGGAUUGUGAGGAAGAGGAGCUGGCUGAGAUCCUGCAAGAAGAGCUGCCAGAUACAGAGAAAUAUGAAAUUAAUAAAUUCCACUUCAGCGACUUGCCCCUCACUGAACUGGAGCUGGUGAAAUGUGGGAUUCAGAUGUAUUAUGAGCUCCGAGUGGUGGAUAAGUUCCAUAUCCCACAGGAGACCCUGGUGCGGUUCAUGUACUCCCUGAGCAAGGGUUACCGCAGGAUCACCUACCACAACUGGAGGCACGGCUUCAACGUGGGCCAAACCAUGUUCUCCUUGCUGGUGACUGGGAAGCUGAAGCGAUACUUCACUGACCUAGAGGCCUUGGCCAUGGUCACUGCUGCCUUCUGCCAUGACAUUGACCACAGAGGCACCAACAACCUCUACCAGAUGAAAUCCCAGAAUCCACUGGCCAAGCUCCAUGGGUCCUCCAUCUUGGAAAGACACCACUUGGAGUUUGGCAAAACACUGCUGAGGGAUGAGAGCUUGAAUAUUUUUCAAAAUCUCAACCGUCGUCAGCAUGAGCAUGCUAUCCACAUGAUGGACAUUGCAAUCAUUGCCACAGACCUUGCUCUGUAUUUCAAGAAGCGGACAAUGUUCCAAAAGAUCGUGGAUCAGUCUAAGACCUUUGAGAGUGCGCAGGAGUGGACGCAGUACAUGAUGCUGGAGCAGACGCGGAAGGAAAUCGUUAUGGCCAUGAUGAUGACCGCCUGUGACCUCUCAGCCAUCACCAAGCCCUGGGAGGUGCAGAGCAAGGUAGCUUUGUUGGUGGCUGCUGAAUUCUGGGAACAAGGUGACCUGGAGCGCACAGUGCUGCAACAGAAUCCCAUUCCCAUGAUGGACAGAAACAAGGCUGAUGAGCUCCCUAAGCUUCAAGUCGGCUUCAUUGACUUUGUCUGCACCUUUGUCUAUAAGGAAUUCUCCCGUUUCCAUGAGGAGAUCACCCCCAUGCUGGAUGGGAUCACCAACAACCGCAAGGAGUGGAAGGCACUUGCUGAUGAAUACGAGGCCAGGAUGAAAGCACUGGAGGAGGAGAAGCAGCAGAAGCAGGAGGCCAAGCAAGGUGAGUGGAAGGGGGAAGAUGGAGUCCUGUCCACCCACUCACUCAACACACAGGAUGUCUGGACCUGGAUCUGCAUUCUGUGUAGGAGGGCACCGAGGCUGGUGAGGUGAAGUCCCAUGGCCAAGUCACACAGUGAGUAAGUGGCAGAGCCUGGUUCCUGGAUUGAGUCUGAGGAAUGUUCCAGCCUUCCAGCCAGUACCACAAAGCAGCAUAAGGCAGACUCUUCUUGUAAGGCUAAGGAUGAAAUACACCUACCCCUGGGCAAAGGAGAAAAACCAGGAAUUAUCAGUUGGAAGGAAUUUCAGAAGCUACAUUUCCAGCCACCUGGCUGAUGUUUGAAUCCUCUCUAUAUCAUGAGCCUUUGCUCGAAUGCUACCAUUCAGUACAGCACUGUUAGGAAGGUCUUCUUGGACUCAAAUUGACAUUGACUUGCAAAACUCUCGGGUGCAGCCCCGCAUCUGCACUGCUCAUUAGAAUCAGCACACACUGCCCAGCGCAAGCAGAGCUGGGAACCUGAGUUCAUGUUAGAACCAUGUGUGAGGAGGGUGACGUGCAGAGGCUCAGUCAGUGUGGCAGGGACCAGCAGCCACAUCCCGUGGAGGAAACCAGAGCACGCAACCAGUCAAAGAAGUGUCUCCUUGUUGAUGCUUCCACCUGCCUUCAAAUGGGGUUCAUUUGUUCCAACUCUUCUCCCCGACAUCACUGCCCCUCCCCUCC
Messenger RNA from Castor canadensis (American beaver), 3464 nucleotides. Lineage: Eukaryota; Metazoa; Chordata; Mammalia; Rodentia; Castoridae. The record is from RefSeq and is a predicted model, not a curated record.